Photinus pyralis (common eastern firefly) is the source of this 1589-nucleotide messenger RNA. Its product is annotated as fringe glycosyltransferase-like. The coding region runs from base 148 to 1146 and encodes 332 amino acids. The record is from RefSeq and is a predicted model, not a curated record. Gene Ontology annotation, molecular function: O-fucosylpeptide 3-beta-N-acetylglucosaminyltransferase activity. Gene Ontology annotation, cellular component: membrane. Lineage: Eukaryota; Metazoa; Arthropoda; Insecta; Coleoptera; Lampyridae. The transcript is spliced from 10 exons. Gene Ontology annotation, biological process: regulation of Notch signaling pathway.
ACAUUUUCUGUUUAGUAUGUAUGGAGUGUUCGAAAUGUGCGGUACAAAGAUCGCGUCUUCUACCGUAUGUUUUUAUUUAUAGUAUGAACAUGUGUUUGCGCGUCAAUUUUUAAAAAUUUUUGUGCGCCCGUCCCCCGUAAGUUCAAUAUGCACGGAAGGCGAGUUUUUCAGACAUUUUUUGUGGCGCUACUUGUUGCUUACUGCACGUUGUUACUUUACCAAUCGUUCUUGCGCGGGGGAUUUAAUGAGCAGGCCAUUCUGAACGGCAAAGGUGGCAAGGAUUACCGGUACGAUUUCGGCUACGAGGAGCUGGCAGCUAAUAAGGCGACGAGCGAGAUUCCUACCACCUUCAGGCCACCAACGAUAACCGUAGACGAUAUAUUCAUCAGUGUCAAAACUACGAAACGAUAUCACAAGAGCAGAUUAUCCGUGAUCCUGAAGACUUGGUUUCAGCUGGCGAAAGAACAGACUUGGUUUUUUACCGAUAGCGAUGAUAAGGACCUUCACAACAAAACACAUGGCCACGUGAUUAACACCAAAUGUCCAGCGUCGCAUCACAGAAAGGCUCUCUGCUGUAAAAUGUCGGUCGAGUUUGACGCCUUUAUGGAUACAAACAAGAAGUGGUUUUGUCAUUUCGACGAUGAUAAUUACGUUAAUGUGCCUCGACUCGUCGAGUUUCUAAAGGAUUAUAAUCCUAAGGAGGACUGGUACUUGGGGAAGCCGAGCAUACAGCGAGCUUUUGAAAUAAGUAGUAAAAAUAAGACCGCGCCUAAAGUCAAGUUUUGGUUUGGAACGGGCGGUGCUGGAGUUUGUAUCAGUAGGGCUUUAGCUUUGAAAAUGAUGCCGGCCGCUGGGGGCGGCCAGUUUAUGCGGACCGGCGAAAAAAUUCGUCUACCGGACGACGUCACCAUGGGAUACAUCAUCGAGCAUUUGCUGAAGAAACCGUUGACUGUCGUUAAUCAAUUUCAUUCGCAUCUGGAGCCGAUGAAGUUCAUACGAAGGGAGCUACUUAAAGAUCAGAUCUCAUUCAGCUACUCGUCGAACAAUAUUAUUAAAUUGGAGGGAUUUGAUAUCUUGCGUGAUCCCACAAGGUUUCUGUCGCUACACUGCCUGCUAUUCCCAUACUUCGACUUUUGCCCGAGGUGAGAUGAGGCCCCCUCGGCAGCGGCGGAAGAAGAAGAGGCCAACGAAUUGUGAUCAAUACAGAAGCACUUUGGGUGCAAUUUUUCUUUGUGAUGUCUUUAGGAAAUAAGUACACUGUAAAUACAAAACCGUAUCCUUACUUUUUUAUUAACUAGUCUGAUUAGGGCAACUAAGUUUGUAAAAAACGAGCAAAUGAAUGACAACCAAGAAUAAUACAUAUUAAUUUUUAUAGGUGUAGUUUGGAUUUUUGUAUAAUUUGUAACGUUGGUAGCUAGAAAUGUCUACUAGUCUCGUUCUUUGUACAUAAUGUGCAAUUUUAUAUCUACUGUAUUAUUGAAGAGUAUUUUUUAAUGUAAAUAGUUUUAUACUGUACAUACCACGUAUUAUAAUUUAUGAACGGUUGAUCAAUUUUUUAUAUGUUUAUACAAUGUAAAUAAAGGAGAAGA